Messenger RNA from Heterostelium album PN500, 1377 nucleotides. RefSeq lists its product as uncharacterized. Lineage: Eukaryota; Evosea; Eumycetozoa; Acytosteliales; Acytosteliaceae. Gene Ontology annotation, biological process: protein ubiquitination. The transcript has 5 exons. Gene Ontology annotation, cellular component: cytoplasm. Gene Ontology annotation, molecular function: ubiquitin protein ligase activity. The record is from RefSeq and is a predicted model, not a curated record. The coding region runs from base 1 to 1377 and encodes 458 amino acids.
AUGGGAUCCGGAUGGAGUAAUGCGAGAUGGGAGUAUGGAUUCUAUCCUAGACCUGGCGCAGAUGGCGAACAACAACUACAACAGAAUCAACAGAAUCCACAGCAACAAGAGAUUGAAAUCAUCGAUAGUAACAAUAUCAAUGACACUCAGAUGUCGACGCUCUCAUCGAUUCUACCACAGAUCUACACUACCAAGACUGUCAGUAGUAAAGUGAAUAUACUGCGUGACACCAUCAUCUUUGAUCGCAUAGACAAACGAAUUGGUGGUGGUGGUACUAGAGUAGUAGUAUCCACAAACAACAACAGCAACAGUGAUACCAUUGCAGUCUUACCAACCUCAAUAAUAGAAUCUGAUAAUUAUCCAACCAUUGAAGUAGAGGAAGAAGAAGAAGAAAAGGCGGUAAUAGAUAACAACAAUAUUAAUACAGCGGAGACAUCUACAUAUACAACUACUACUUCAACAACUACCUCUACAACAACAACAACUAAUAAUAAUAAUAAUAACAAUAGUAUAUUUAAUAAAUCAGUUGAAGAAGAGGAUGGAGAAGAGUUGGAAGGUAAUUCACCACCCAAGCCAAUUGCAAAACCAGAGGGAAUCUAUAAUAUUAAAUUCAAAUUCGACACUGAAGAGCCUUGUAUCAUUGAAAUAUACAUUGUUGCAGCUGAUACUUUUAAUAAUAUUACAUCACAUACAAAGUUAGGACCAUUCUACUAUCAAGAGGGAUUGAAUCAACAGUUUUCAUUAUCACCAUCAGAGUAUAUAGAUCUAUCAAAGUAUACACAUUUAGAUAUAACAACUUGUAAUAUAGAGAAAGUUCAAUAUCCUGUUAUAAUAACUUUAAAGACAAAUUCUUAUGUAGUUGAAGAAAGAAAGCAAUCAAGUAUAUUAGAGACAUCUACAACACCUGUACCACCACCAUUAACAACAACAACAACAACCACUACAACUACUACAACUACUACACCAACAACAACAACAACAACAGAACCAGUUACAGUUUCAUUAGAAAAGUUAAAUAUUAAUAGCAGUAAUAGUAAUAUUAAUGAUACGGUAAUAAGAUGUCAAUAUACAUACUUGGCAUUGUUAGCAUGUAAUGAUCAAACCUAUGCAAUUAAACCACUUAAACAAAAGACAAUCUUUGGACAACAAAAUUAUAUUGUACAUGAUAUUUAUGGUUUGGAGCAUAAUUCAGAGGAUAAUCGUGAGUGUGUCGUCUGUUUGACUGAGCCAAAAGAUAUACUUGCCAUUCCAUGUAGACAUUUCUGUUUGUGUUCAAAGUGUGCAGAGACUAUGAGAACCGUUUCAAUUAAGUGUCCAAUUUGUAGAUCACCAAUCAGAUCAUUAUUAAAGAUAAAUACAAAAGAGAUACAAGCUUAG